AUGGCGACUUCUCCGACCUCUCACACUUCGGCCUCUACAUCAUCGAGCGAUCUCUCCAAACCACCGUUGGCGAUCACUGAGGAUGAAAAGCGGCACGGAGAAACUGCUGUUGCCGUCCAACAGAACUCCAGUCCCCCUCAAUCCAUUGCCGUUGAAAAAACUGUGCUUGAGAAAGAUGGCGAGGCUGAGGGGCUGGGCCGCGAACUCUCUCGCAUCGACACGUCCGACUACCCUUCUGCUUUCCCUCUGGCCAUGAUCGUCGUGGCACUUGCAUGCAGCAUCUUUCUCGUGGCGCUGGACAUGACCAUCGUGGCCACAGCUAUCCCUCGAAUCACCGAUCAAUUCCACUCUCUUGAUCAAGUGGGCUGGUAUGGGAGUGGCUUCUUCUUGACAAUUGGCUCCUUCCAGGCAACAUGGGGAAAGUUAUACAAGUACUUCCCUCUCAAGAUCUCGUAUCUCUCAAGCAUCUUCAUCUUUGAAUUGGGGUCCCUCAUCUGCGGUGUCGCCAACGAUUCCACCACUUUGAUCGUCGGAAGAGCGAUUGCGGGCAUGGGAGGCGCGGGUAUCGCAUCGGGGUCAUAUACCAUCAUUGCCUUCUCUGCUCCACCCAAGCAACGCCCUGCUUUCACCGGCGUCAUGGGUGCCACCUUCGGCGUCGCAUCUGUCAUCGGUCCCCUUUUGGGUGGUGUCUUCACUGACAAUCUUACCUGGAGAUGGUGCUUCUACAUUAACCUGCCUAUCGGCGGCGCCGCUGCGGUCAUUAUCUUCUUCUUCUUCCGCACUCCCAAGGCUGCCCGUCCUCAAGUGGCUCCUUUGAAAGAGAAACUGCUCCAAAUGGAUUUUCCCGGCACAUUCACCCUCAUGGCUGCAAUCGUCUGCUACCUGCUCGCCAUGCAAUGGGGUGGAUCCACCAAGCCCUGGUCAUCCGGCUCCGUUAUCGCCGUCCUGGUCCUCUUCGGCGUCCUCAUUAUCGUUUUCGUCGUCAUCGAGUACUUCUCUGGCGACCGCGCCUUGCUACAGCCCCGCCUCCUCAAAGACCGAUCCAUUGCAGCUGGUUGUGCUUUUAUAUUUACCGUGGCAGGGGCUUUCUUCGUGCUCUUGUACUACCUGCCGAUCUAUUUUCAAGCUACGCGCAACGUCUCCGCCUCUAAAUCCGGCAUCGACAAUCUCCCGCUUGUCCUUGGCGCCUCACUCCUAACAGUCUUCUCUGGCAUCCUCCUUACAGUAUGGGGUCAAUACAUCCCUCUUAUGGCAAUCGGAUCGAUCCUCGCCUCGGUCGGUGGGGGACUAAUCUACACUCUGAAAAUCGAUUCUGGGUCAGGCGAAUGGAUCGGAUACCAAGCCCUCGCAGGCAUCGGACUAGGACUGAUCUUUCAAAUUCCCGUGAUCGUAGGCCAAGCGAUCGUCAAACCUUCGGACCUCAGCUCCGUGUCGGCCAUCAUCCUGUUCUUUCAGACAAUCGGCGGCGCGGUGUUCAUCUCGGCCGCGCAGGCUGGGUUCACCAACAAGAUGCUCCACGAACUGCCCAUCAAGGCGCCGCACGUGGACGCAAGCCUGGUGCUGGCGACUGGCGCGACCGACCUGAGGAAAGUUUUUGCUGCGAGUGACAUCCCAGGCAUCCUUGACGCGUAUAUGGACGGCUUACGAGUGCCGUUUGCGAUUUGUAUCGCGUGUGCGUCUCUUGCUUUUGUGCUGAGUUUCACGCCCAGGUGGGAGAGCAUCAAGGGGAAGGUGAAGAUGGACGGGCCUGGAGCGUGA
Messenger RNA from Fonsecaea multimorphosa CBS 102226, 1758 nucleotides. RefSeq lists its product as uncharacterized. The transcript has a single exon. Bases 1 to 1758 code for a protein of 585 amino acids. Gene Ontology annotation, molecular function: transmembrane transporter activity. Gene Ontology annotation, biological process: transmembrane transport. The record is from RefSeq and is a predicted model, not a curated record. Lineage: Eukaryota; Fungi; Ascomycota; Eurotiomycetes; Chaetothyriales; Herpotrichiellaceae.